GCAGCGCGCGCCGCCCGUCGGGAGCGGCUCCCGUGAUGCCCCGCGGCGCACCGGCUCUUGUGAGCCGCAGCUAUGCUCAUGAAGGGCCGUUUCCCUAUCCGCCGCACGCUGCAGUACCUGGGCCAGGGCCCCGUGAUGUUCAAGGACUCAGUGAAGGUCAUGACAGUGAACUACAACACGUACGGGAAGCUGGGCGAGGGCGCCAGGAAGUUUGUGUUUUUCAACAUCCCCCAGAUCCAGUACAAGAACCCCUGGGUGCAGAUCAUAAUGUUCAAGAACAUGACCCCGUCUCCCUUCCUGCGCUUCUACCUGGAUCCACCUGUGUGAAGUUGUCAGUACCUUGUUUUGUAUUUGUUGGUGUUGGGGAUUGAAUCCAGGGCCUUGUGCAUCCUGAGCAAAUUCUGUCAGCAGGCCCCACACAGGUCAGUGGAUCCAUUUGCUUUUUUUUCUUUAUUAGUACAUGUUCACAGUACACAGUGAUUACAUUCAUCCCGGGGACUCAAUUGUUUGCUUUUUGAGCCAGUCUUACUGUGUUGCCUAGGCUGGCUCUGAACUCCAGGGCUCCAACAAUCGUUCUGCCUCAGCCUCCCAUGUAGCUGGGACCAUAGGCAACAGCUAGUGUGCUUGGCUUCAGUUUAUCCAUGUUUAUUGCUGAGUAGUAUUCCAUUUGAGGAAUACCACAGUCUAGCCAGCUGUUGCUGAGCCCAGGACCUUAGGUUUAUGCCAAGACAGAGUGAGCUUGGCUGGAGAUGAGGCCUCACAGAGCAAGGGCUGGGGAGGAGGGCACAGGGACAGCACAGGCCCUAACCUAGGAAGGAGUCACAGAUGGCAGGGCAGCCCUGAGGGCCCCAGGCAGCAUGUGGGGAUGGUGUAACUAGGCGCAGGUGGGAGUGGUCUGGGAGGGCAUAGGCUGCCAGGGCACCUGUGAGCUCUGUGGGACCUCUGCAUGGUGCUCGGUCUGAGUGACUGGGAAGGAAGCAAGUUGGUUCCUCACAGUUCUGGAGAUGCGGAGAUGGGGUUGGGGAAUCUGGGGGUGUGGGCCCCUACCUGGGGAGGGUGG
Messenger RNA from Heterocephalus glaber (naked mole-rat), 1060 nucleotides. Lineage: Eukaryota; Metazoa; Chordata; Mammalia; Rodentia; Bathyergidae. The record is from RefSeq and is a predicted model, not a curated record.